This is a messenger RNA of Pyrus x bretschneideri (Chinese white pear), 2185 nucleotides long. Its product is annotated as patellin-3. Gene Ontology annotation, molecular function: lipid binding. NCBI's taxonomy places the organism in Eukaryota, Viridiplantae, Streptophyta, Magnoliopsida, Rosales, Rosaceae. The coding region runs from base 16 to 1845 and encodes 609 amino acids. The record is from RefSeq and is a predicted model, not a curated record. The transcript is spliced from 4 exons.
AAUCAAUUAAUUGAUAUGGCUGAGGAACACCAGAAGCCUAAGGCCGCAGCUGCGCCAGAAGCACCACCAUCCGAGGAGGUUGUGGUGGUGGCUGAUGCGCCGCCUGCCGAUAAGUCUGUGACCGAGAAAGAAGCGGCUCCGGUUCCAGAGACGGAGGCCGAGGCAGAGAAGCCGGCUGUGACGACGACUGAGGAGGUGGAGGACAAGGCUGCUCCCAAGGCUGACGAGGAUCAGAAGGCCAUCGCCCAGUCGGUUUCUUUCAAGGAAGAGAGCUACGUUGUUAGCGAGCUUCCCGAGCCCCAGAAGAAGGCUCUUGAGGAGCUGAAAGUACUCAUCCAGGAGGCCCUUAAUAAGCACGAGUUCACUGCUCCGCCGCCCGCCAAAGAGGAGGAGAAGCCUGUAGGCCCUGUACCGGCGGCUGAGGAGAAGAAGGAGGAGAAAACUGAAGAAGUACCACCCAAAGCUGAAGAGGAACCCAAAACGGAAGAAGCAAAAGCAGAAGCAGAAGAAGAAGCCAAAGAGGAAGAAAAGCCAAAAGAAGUGGAGGAGGAGAAGCCAAAAGCAGAGGAAGAGACGGUAGUUGUGACGGAGACUGUGGUGGAGAAAGUUACAGAGACUGUUGAUGACGACGGCGCCAAGACUGUGGAGGCGAUUGAAGAGACCAUAGUCGCAGUAGCCCCUGCUCCGGCUGCAGAGGCGGAAGCAGGCCCAUCUAAAGAGACCGAGGUGGCGGUGGAGGCUACUCCCGCUGCCGCUGCUGAGGAGACUAAACCAGAAGAAGAGGCCCCCGCGGCGCCACCUGUGGCACCGGAGGAGGUGUACAUAUGGGGAAUUCCGCUUCUGGGAGACGAAAGGAGCGACGUGGUUCUGUUGAAGUUCCUGAGGGCGAGGGAUUUCAAGGUGAAGGAGGCGUUCGCCAUGAUCAAGAACAGCGUGCGGUGGAGGAAGGAGUGGGGCAUCGAGGGGCUGCUGGAGGAAGAUCUCGGAAGCCACUGGGACAAGGUGGUGUUCACUCAUGGCGUCGACAAGGAAGGCCACCCUGUGUGCUACAACGUGUUCGGGGAGUUCCAGAACAAGGAGUUGUAUCAGAAUACUUUUACGGACGAAGAGAAGAGGGCCAAGUUCAUCAAAUGGAGGAUCCAGUUCUUGGAGAAGAGCAUCAGAAAGUUCGACUUCAACCCCACCGGAAUAUCGACCAUCGUUCAGGUCAAUGAUAUAAAGAACUCUCCUGGGCUUUUCAAGAGGGAGCACAACCAGGUCACCAACCAGGCCCUUCAUCUCCUUCAGGAUAACUACCCUGAGUUUGUUGCCAGACAGGUGUUCAUCAAUGUGCCAUGGUGGUAUCUUGCUUUCAAUAGGAUGAUCAGCCCCUUCCUGACCCAGAGGACCAAGAGCAAGUUUGUAUUUGCUGGUCCCUCCAAGUCUGCUGAAACCCUUUUCAAAUAUAUAGGCCCAGAGCAUGUGCCGGUUCAGUAUGGUGGGCUAAGCAAGGAGGGUGAGCAUGAAUUCACCACAUCUGACGCUGUCACUGAGAUUACUGUCAAGCCAGCAUCCAAGCACACUGUCGAAAUUCCCGUGUCUGAGUCUGGGGAGGUUUUGGUGUGGGAAGUGAGAGUGGUGGGAUGGGAAGUAACCUAUGGAGCUGAAUUCGUGCCAAGCGCGGAGGACGGCUACACCAUAAUCUUACAAAAGGCAUGGAAGGUCGGGGCAGCGGAUGAGCCGGUGAUCACAAACACGUACAAGAUUGGCGAGGCGGGGAAGGUUGUGCUGACCAUCGAUAACCAAAGCUCGAAGAAGAAGAAGCUCCUCUACAGGUCCAAGACCAAGCCCUCCUCUGAAAUCUGAUUCUUCAACAAAUAAACAGAACAUUCAACAUUUCAACUCAAGCUCUCUCCAUAUUUAUUUUUUUCUUCAUCUUCUUCUGGUUGAUAUUUAUUUUUGCUCCUGCAGUGUAUGUGCCUGAAGGUAUUUAUAUUUAAAUUUUGAUUCAUAUUUGUUUUAGUGAAUGGGGUUUGUGGUAAUUUUGGAUUUGGAUUGUAAACAGUAGUGGAAGAUGAUGUGCUGUGAUGGGGGAAACAUUUGACACGGUAUAUACUAUGUUGUGUUAUGUUAUGUUGGUAUAUAUGGACGUGGGAACAGAUUAUUCCUCUGCCUGUAAAAUCAUAAAUCUCUGUAAAUUUGGUCC